AUGACUCCUGAAUAUCAUUCGAAAGGAUCUUCUUCCUCCUCAUCCACAAAAUCGUUCAACUUCUUUGUCAAGGAUCCAAAGGUUAAAAUCACCACCAUCACUACCACCACAACCACAACCACGGCCACAACCAAAGGUUCAUCUUGUUCUCCAACCAAGCAAACAUCAUGUCAUUCCACCACCACAACACCAUCAACGACCAAUGAUCAUUCGUCGGGUGAAUCCAAAGUCUCUCAUUCGGGUAUCCAAUUCCAAGAAGAAGAAGAAACCAAUCUUGGAAAGAAUAGCAACAAGGUACAAACGAGAAGAGUUGGACAACAUCAUCUCUCGCAUUGGUUUUUCAAAAAACAAGAGACAAGUCAGAAAAGGAAGAAGAAAACUCGACGAGGUGAGGAGAAUGAUGAUGAUGAUGCAUUAACAAUGAAGACCUCCUUGACUAACACUCAACAUGGAACAAAACAAGAAGAAGAAUUGAUCACAAAAAAGGUGAAGGGAAUUUCAAAACCACACAACAUGAAAGACACACACAAGAAGAUGACAUUGGCAUCCUCUCUGAAUCAUCGAUCGAUACCUUCUUUGGAAACACCAUGUUCUCAAUCCAACUCUUCAAAUUAUUGUUGUUUCUACUAUGAAGGAAAUCAAGUGGCAAUUCAUAACAGAAAGAAGAAAUUAUUUUCUGAUAAUCAUCCGAGUGAGAACAAUGAUGAUGGUUGUUUUAGAAAUGUUUCAUCUCAGGUUGAACGUCCAAGUAGUAAUACUGACUUGUCAAUAUUGUCACCUUACACUCGACCAAGUUGUAUUCAUCCUGUUACCAGUGUGGCUAUCACACAAGUGUCUUCCUCAAGUUUGUUGCAAACUCAAUCUCCUCCAUUGCCAUCUGCGUUUUUAAGGUUAACCUCAAAUCAGAAUGUGAAUACUCCAUACAACAACAACAACAGAGGAGCAAGUGAUCAAAGUGAUUAUCCUCCUUCGAUGACACAAUAUCAUUAUUCAACUGCAUCGAGUCCAUCUCCACCACUCAUGAGUGACCCAUAUAAAUAUAACAAUGUCAAUCAUCCAAGAGGUCGUUCAGCAUCAAGCUUGCUACUGAAACAGUAUCCAGAAGAGCGUACCAUAGCGUCACAAAAGUUCAUGCACAACACUGAUCCACAUCCGAAAAUGAUGACAAGAGAAACGUUACCUCCUUUGCAUAUUCUGUUAUCAGAGCCUCCUAAGGCAUAUCCUUUGCCUUCAUUGUCGCGUUUGUUGAAUGACAAACCAAGUUGGCAUUGA
Naegleria fowleri is the source of this 1272-nucleotide messenger RNA. RefSeq lists its product as uncharacterized. The transcript has a single exon. Lineage: Eukaryota; Heterolobosea; Eutetramitea; Acrasida; Naegleriidae. The record is from RefSeq and is a predicted model, not a curated record. Bases 1 to 1272 code for a protein of 423 amino acids.